AUGAUCUAUCGUGGUCAACAACUUGAGAGGUCUCAUCCGUUGACCAAACUGACUGCCUUCAUAGACCAUCAAGGUGUUCUCCGAGUGGGCGGGAGAUUGAAGUUCUCUAACCUGCACCCAGAGAGUAAACAAAAAGCGAUCGUCCCUACAGAUUCCGAGCUGGUUGAACUUCUCAUUAGGGACUCUCAUCAGCGAACGUUGCAUGGUGGAACUCAACUCACGUUGACGCAUCUCAGGAGGUUUUACUGGAUUAUUGACGGAAGAGCGCCAGUAAGAUCCUUCAUUCUCAAGUGCGUGGAAUGUGUCUGCCAACGUAGAGUACGUGCUCAGCAACUGAUGGGGCAGUUUCCACCGGCACGUCUGUCUCCAGGACGUGCCUUCUCUAACACUGGUGUAGAUUACGAUGGACCAGUGUCCAUCAAGACGUGGAAGGGGCGUGGUCAUAAAACCCAAAAGGGUUGGUUAGUGAUCUUCGUUUGCAUGGCCACGUCAGCACUUCAUCUGGAAGCUGCCACCGAUUACUCUGCUGAUGGGUUCAUCGCUGCCUAUCGGAGAUUCGUGAGUCGUCGAGGUCGUUGCAGGAACCUCUUCAGUGAUUGUGGAAUGAAUUUCGUUGGUGCAGACAAGGAGCUGAAGAGGUUGUUCUCCAUUGGAUCAAAGGAGUUCCAGCAUCUCACAGCAGUUUGCCUGGAAGAGGGCACUUGGUGGUCUUUCAAUCCACCUGGGGCCCCUCAUUUUGGAGGAAAAUGGGAAGCAGCAGUAAAAUCAGUGAAGUAUCAUCUCUCUCGAACGAUUCGGGAUACUACACUGACGUUCGAGGAACUCUCUACGCUGCCUACACAGAUUGAAGCUAUGCUCAACUCCAGACCUCUACAGGCUCUCUCUGAAGACCCCGACGACGUGUUGUGUCUCACUCCUAGGCAUUUUUUGAUUGGAGAAGCUCCAAUAGCGCUACCGGAACCUUCACUGGAUCAUCUCAACAUUGGACGGCUCUCUAGAUGGCAACUUAUACAGCAGAGGCUGCAGUACUUCUGGAACCAGUGGUGUACAGGAUAUCUGCAGCAGCUGCAGUCCAUCUCCAAGUGGCAUCGUCCGUCCAACGGUAUUCGCAUCGGAUCUCUGGUUCUUCUCUCCGAUGAAAGGUUUCCGCCGUCGAAGUGGCCCCUCGCACGUGUCACAGCUCUACACCCUGGGAAGGAUUGCCUCUCCAGAGUUGUGACCAUCAAGACGACUAACGCCAUCACCAUGGAAAGGCAACAGGCACCACCACCACCAUCCCCACCACCUCAACAAGAACAGCCCCAGCAACGACAGCCCCAACAAGGACAGGCCCAGCAGCAACAUCAUCAAAAGGAGAACGGUCUUCCUCGACUUCUCAUUGCAAAUAUGCAAGAGAGUCUCAAUUUAUUGCAGAGGUUCUAUGGCCAACAGCCUCGUGGAGAGGGUUAA
Diachasma alloeum is the source of this 1449-nucleotide messenger RNA. RefSeq lists its product as uncharacterized. The transcript is spliced from 2 exons. Gene Ontology annotation, molecular function: nucleic acid binding. Gene Ontology annotation, biological process: DNA integration. Lineage: Eukaryota; Metazoa; Arthropoda; Insecta; Hymenoptera; Braconidae. The coding region runs from base 1 to 1449 and encodes 482 amino acids. The record is from RefSeq and is a predicted model, not a curated record.